AUGCAGCGGCCGGGGGAGCCGGGCGCUGCGCGCUUCGGGCCGCCCGAAGGCUGCGUCGACCACAGGCCGCACCGCUACCGCAGCUUCAUGAUCGAGGAGAUCCUCACUGAGCCGCCAGGGCCCAAGGGCGCCGCGCCCGCCGCCGCCGCUGCAGCCGCCGCGGGCGAGCUGCUCAAGUUCGGCGUGCAAGCGCUGCUGGCCGCGCGGCCCUUCCACAGCCACCUGGCCGUUUUGAAGGCUGAGCAGGCGGCGGUGUUUAAGUUCCCGCUGGCGCCGCUGAGCUGUUCCGGGCUGGGCUCAGCGCUGUUGGCGGCAGGGCCUGGGCUGCCCAGCGUUACAGGCACCCCGCACCUGCCCCUGGAGCUGCAGCUCCGCGGGAAACUGGAGGCCCCGGGCAGCGGGGAGCCGGGCACCAAGGCCAAGAAGGGGCGUCGGAGCCGCACUGUGUUCACCGAGCUGCAGUUGAUGGGUCUAGAGAAACGCUUCGAGAAGCAGAAGUACCUCUCCACGCCAGACAGAAUAGAUCUCGCUGAGUCCCUGGGCCUGAGCCAGUUGCAGGUGAAGACUUGGUACCAGAAUCGGAGGAUGAAGUGGAAGAAAAUAGUGCUGCAGGGUGGAGGCCUGGAGUCCCCCACCAAACCCAAGGGGCGGCCCAAGAAGAACUCCAUCCCCACCAGCGAGCAGCUCACGGAGCAGGAACGCGCCAAGGAAGCGGAGAAGCCGGCGGAGGCGCCGGGCGAGGCCAGCGACAAGGGCCGCGAAGACUGA
This is a messenger RNA of Molossus molossus (Pallas's mastiff bat), 768 nucleotides long. RefSeq names its product BARX homeobox 1 (gene BARX1). NCBI's taxonomy places the organism in Eukaryota, Metazoa, Chordata, Mammalia, Chiroptera, Molossidae. Gene Ontology annotation, molecular function: RNA polymerase II transcription regulatory region sequence-specific DNA binding; DNA-binding transcription factor activity, RNA polymerase II-specific. Gene Ontology annotation, biological process: regulation of transcription by RNA polymerase II. The coding region runs from base 1 to 768 and encodes 255 amino acids. The transcript has 4 exons. Gene Ontology annotation, cellular component: nucleus. The record is from RefSeq and is a predicted model, not a curated record.